AUGGCGCUACACUCCUUCCGGAAGCUUCACCAGUUCUUCGAAGACGGCGAGCUGUGCGACGUGUGCGUCCGCGUCGGCGGUCGGGCCUGGCGCUGCCACAGGCUCGUACUGGCCUGUUGCUCACCCUACUUCCACGCCAUGUUCACCACUCCGCUUGCCGAAAGCCAACAGCAGGAAGUGAGCAUCGGCGACAUCGAUGAGGCGGCCAUGGACCAGCUCAUACGGUUCGCCUACACCGGCACGGUCCAACUCAACGUCGAAGGCGUUCAGGCGCUGCUGCACGCGUCUUCGGUGCUGCAGCUGGACCCCCUGAUGCGCGCCUGUUCCUGCUUCGUGCGAUCCCACCUGGAGCCGGGCAACGCGCUGGGCGUCUGGCAGUUCGCCGAGUCGCACGGUCUCGGGGACCUGGCCCGCAGCGCCGAGCGCUUCGCCAGGGCCCGGUUUCCGCAGGUGGCCGCGUCCCGGGAGUACCUGGCCCUGGGCGUCGACCACCUCGACAGGCUGCUGGCGGCAGCGGACCUCGGUGUGGAGUCCGAGACUCAGGUCUACGAAGCCCUGAUGCGCUGGAUCAAGCAAGACAUCGCAGGACGCGGUAGUGAACUGCCCAACCUCCUGGCCCGCGUACGGCUGUCUCUGCUUCCUGCGGGCUAUGUGCGUCGCCGCACCGAGGACGAGGAACUGCUCCGAGGCUGUCAUCGCUGUCGAGACCUGCUGGACGAGGCGCGUGACCACCAGCUCUGGCGAGCCGGACUCCUGCCGGGGCUCCCACCGGCUCCCGGGGAGCGCUCGAGACCGCGGCACAGUUACGCAGGAACGUUGUUCUGUGUCGGCGGCCGUGACUCGAACGGAGACCCUUCUGACUCGACCGAGUUCUACAGCAUCGCCCACAACCGCUGGUUCAAGGCUGCCAAUAUGACAACCAGGAGGCGACACGUCGGAGCUGUCUCCGUUGCAGGCAAGCUCUUUGCCGUUGGCGGCAGUGAUGACAAGCAUCACCUGUCCAGUGCCGAGUUGUUCGACCCCCUGACAAACUGUUGGAAGCUGGUCUGCACAAUGAACAUACCCAGGCGGGGCCUGGGCCUCUGUCAGCUGGGUGGUCCGCUGUACGCCGUGGGCGGCAUGGACGACGUGUCCUUCUUCAACACCGUCGAACGCUACGACGCCCAGUCGGACUCCUGGACCCUGGUGGCACCCAUGAAGUCUCCGCGAGGCGGCGUGGCGGUAGCUGUCCUAAGGGACUGUAUCUACGCAAUCGGAGGCAACGUGGGGCAGACGUCGCUCAACACUUGCGAGAAGUACGACCCGCACCUGAACAAGUGGACCUACGUGGCCGGAAUGACGCAGAGAAGGGCUGGCGCAGGCGCUGUGGCCCUCGAUGGCUUCCUCUUUGUCGUAGGAGGCUUCGACAACAACCUCCCGCUGAGUUCCGUAGAACGGUACGAUCCGGAUUUAGACCGCUGGGUGUGUGUGCGGCCCAUGAGCACGAGCCGUGGUGGUGUCGGCGUCGGCGAGCUUUCCGGCCGGCUGUACGCUGUGGGCGGGCACAACGGCACUCGCUACCUGGACUCUGUCGAAGCCUACGACCCAGCCACCGACAGGUAG
Messenger RNA from Ixodes scapularis (black-legged tick), 1602 nucleotides. Its product is annotated as kelch-like protein 8. The record is from RefSeq and is a predicted model, not a curated record. The coding region runs from base 1 to 1602 and encodes 533 amino acids. Gene Ontology annotation, molecular function: protein binding. NCBI's taxonomy places the organism in Eukaryota, Metazoa, Arthropoda, Arachnida, Ixodida, Ixodidae. The transcript is spliced from 9 exons.